GUUACGUAAGUAUAUUAUAAAGGUUUAAAAAGUUAUGUUUAAAUUAUAAUUAUUUAAAUUAAUAUUUAAUAUACCAUAAUAAUAUUAAAAUAUAUACGACGUUAACGGUAGCUAUACAUAACAUUAAAUUUAAUUUUUAAAUAACUUUAAAUCUUUUAAAUCUUUUAAAAAUAAUAAUUUUUUAAACCUUAAUAAUAACCCCAUACAAAUUUACACUAAACCAUAACAGGCAUCAAAUAUAUUACAUAAUUAACGCAAUACUUAUAACAAAGGUUUUACUUACCCAUAUAACCAUAGUAUAGGGCUAAUGCAGGUAAUCGAAAGGGGAAGGGCAGGUUGAAACGAUUUACUAGCAUAACGACAGCAAUAGGAAAGUAGGACUUGAGUACCUACCUAACCUACAUAAGUGUGUACUUGCUCUAGUAAACUUAGCUACAUGUCAUUCCUUCUCUAAAUGUUUCCUCUCUCCUAGCUUCAGCUCUACUUUAUUCCCCUUUCCCUUUCCCUUCCUUCUUCUUCCUCUUCAACUUCCAAUGCCCAGUUCUUCUUAUACAUAACAAGUUACGCGCACAAUGACCUCUUCUGAUCUCCAGCCUCCCCUCGAUACCGCCCGACAUAUUCGUUACUGGCAGCGAUGUUUCCGUUCUGUACUCCCUCAUCACUACGUGAGCAACGAUAGUAUCCGUCUCACCCUCGGAUUUUUCAUAGUCGCCGCUCUCGACCUCCUAUCCUCGCCUUCAUCAUACUCCGAACCCCCAAAGGAUCCCGUGAAAGCCUCUCUUAUAAGUCGAGAAGACCGUACUCGCCUAAGAGCCUGGGUUCUAUCACUACAACAUCCGCAAGGUGGUUUCUGCGGUUCACCUCACCACGUCCUACCAGCAAAGUAUACCACUAAGUGGGAUGCUAUUAACAAUGUCGAAUUCGCAUUGGACCCAGCCAAUGCUAACAUAGCUGCUACCUACUUUGCCCUUCUUCUGCUAGGUAUUUUGGCCGAGGAUGACGGCUCUAAAGCAUUCGAGGGAGUAAACCGCAUAAAAACUCUACGCUGGCUAAAAACGUUGCAAAGGGACGACGGAAGCUUUGGCGAAAUUAUUGACGAGGAUGGGUAUGUAGGGGGAGGAAGGGAUAUGCGGUAUUGCUACCUGGCUGCUACCAUAAGGUGGGCUCUUGCGGGAGCUGAUACGGAUAAGGACUUUAACGUCGAUGCUCUUGUGGCGCACAUACGACGAGGGCAAACUUUCGAUGGUGGUCUAGGUGAGAGUUCGACACACGAGAGUCAUGCUGGAUAUGUAUACUGUGCUGUAGCGGCGCUAUCCAUUCUUGACCUCACUAACCCAAACGUGGCUACGGAACCGGACCGUUACCUUCGAGCCGGCAUUCCCUCCAUCCCGUCUUUAGUGCAUUUCCUAGCUUGCCGCCAAUUUGACUACCUUGAACCUGAUUCCGACGACGAAAGUGACGAGUCUAAGAAUCACCCAUUACCUGAUCUAUCUACCUUAGCUAUAUCAGACGCACCUCAAAUUGCUGGCUUUAAUGGUCGCCUGAAUAAGGUUGCCGAUACGUGCUAUACGUGGUGGGUCAGCGGUACGUUGUUUAUGCUCGGCGAAAGCCAGGUUAUCGAUCGCGGUCCCGCGAGGAAGUUCAUACUAGAGAAGACGCAACACAUGAUUGGCGGAUUCGGUAAACAUCCCGGUGCUCCUCCCGACGUGUACCACGGGUACUUAGGGCUCGCCGCCUUGGCAACGUUAGCCAAUGCCGAAGGCGACGGAAAAAAGGAGGAAGGCAUAGGGAGAUUCGACCCGCGUCUAUGCAUAGGAAUCGAAGCCUCUCAGAGGGUCACUAAGGCUAGGGAGGCAUUACUAGCCUCUUCCGAGGAAGAAGAUAACAGCGACGAUGACUGGGCGCGUGAGACAGAAAAGAUAAAAAAGGAACUCGACUGGGAUAAGACCAGAGAAACUAUUGCACGGCUAGAGGCUAAAUGGAAGACUGAGGGCAAGAUACCUAUUCAUGAGAUGGAUAAGUGGAAUCCUUUCUACCCACCGAAGCUGGACGAACUGGACGCCUAAGCAGGCUAAUGGGCCGAAUCAGCAUAACGAGAACAGAGGAAUAUAUGGAUUAACUAGAUUAGAGGAGAGCUUAGAAGAUGGUUUGUUGGAAGAUAGUAGUGAGCCUGUCUGGCUGGGAAGUCAAUUAUGAAUCAACUGACUGGUCAAAAUAUGUCCGUUCUAAUAGGAGAAUACCGCCAAAUAAAAUAAAGAGCGGUACCGAGCGUUUGCUUUAGGUAGUCUCAAUAAAAAAACGAUACCCUUCCCCUAAUCACAUCAGGAG
Daldinia decipiens is the source of this 2328-nucleotide messenger RNA. Its product is annotated as terpenoid cyclases/Protein prenyltransferase. Gene Ontology annotation, cellular component: CAAX-protein geranylgeranyltransferase complex. Bases 573 to 2066 code for a protein of 497 amino acids. The transcript has a single exon. The record is from RefSeq and is a predicted model, not a curated record. Lineage: Eukaryota; Fungi; Ascomycota; Sordariomycetes; Xylariales; Hypoxylaceae. Gene Ontology annotation, biological process: protein geranylgeranylation. Gene Ontology annotation, molecular function: CAAX-protein geranylgeranyltransferase activity.